GAGCGCGGCCGAAUCGAGACAGGCGCGCGCAAGAUCGGCGAGGAUGCUCAAGACCAGAGAGAGAGAGAGAGAGUGAUUCAGGGUGGGGGGAGCAGAGGGGCGCGCGACGGUCGGCUUUUGCCGCCGCAUUCUCGAACGCUCGUCUCUUCGCACGGCAGCCGCCAGCCAGACGUACGAGUGCGCGUUCGCAGUGUCGCGUAUAUACGGCGCGCAUAAUCCGUUAAUUUCGCGCGUUCGAAAGAAAGUGGUUAGACCGCGGUCCCUUUGCAGUGCACCAUCGUCGGGAGGAUCGCGUAUUUUUCCGCCGGUGUGACGCAACUUUCUCGGGGGAUCGUUCGCGAAGUCGUUCGGGCUGAUGUGCCCGCGAGCCGAGACGGAGUGCGCGCGAGACGGGUGGCAGUUGACGUUCUCAUUUCUUCGGACAAGCAGCGGAGUGAUCCGAGGGGAAGAGCAGAGCGUCUAAAAAGCUCUCAGUGGUAGGAAUAUCGCGCGAGGAGAGAUAAGAGGGGGAUUAGUAGACGGUGUGCGCGCAGUGGACGUGAGUGAUAAGGCGCGGGGAACAACAACCACCGUCCCGAGCGAUCGUCCGCACGCUGCCGGCAAGAUGAUGGGCAAGCGGACGCAGUGCUACCUGUGCGACCUGCCCAGGAUGCCCUGGGCGAUGAUAAUGGACUUCUCAGAGCCGGUGUGCCGCGGCUGCGUCAACUACGAGGGCGCCGAUCGCAUCGACCUCGUGCUCGAGUCGGCGAAGCAGCUGAAGAAGGCCCACGGCUUCCAGGACGCGCGGCCCUCCGCCUCCAAGACUUACCGCACCGCCGCCGCGCACAGCGAGCACAACGGCGGCGCGAACCUCGACGUGCUGCCGAUCCAGAACACCGCCGCCGGCCAGGGCCACUCGCGGCACCACAACAUCGCCGCCGGCUACUCCCAGCUCCAGCAUCACCGCAACUCCAUCGAGUUCAACUCGGGCUCGGCGGCGGCGGCCGCCCGCCAGCAGAUCGGCCGGCAGCACGAGGAUGGUCACGAGAUGGCGAACGGCAUGAGGAGCAACAACGUGCGUCUGCCGAGCGCCCAUCUGGCCGCGGUGGCGCACCAUGUGAACCUCGGCCACAAUCGCGGCAUCACGCAGCUGAAGCGCGGCAUCUCCGCGAUCGACGAGGACGAGCACGGCGAGAAGAGGCUCUCCCUCGAGGAGCAGCACCCGGUCAGGCCGCCCUUGACGCGCGGCGACUCCCUGCCGGCGGUCAGCCUCGCGGUCAGCUACGUGCAGGACAGGAACAAGGAGAAGCACCCGGUGCGCGCGCCCAGCUUCGAGACCGCGACCACCUUCAAGGCCAACGGUGCGUACGUCGGGCCAUCCAUACCAUUGGCACCGGCUAACGUCGCGGCCAACGGCGGAGGUUCGCCUCUUCGUCCACGAACGAGUCCUCCACCGCCGCCGCCGCCGACACAGGAAAGCGCCAAUGACAAUUCGCAGACGAAUCACCAUCAGGGCUCAGCGAACGGUCCGUCACCGAUGGCCGCUUUGAUGUCAGUCGCCGACAAUCUGACAUCCCCGGAGCCAGUGCCACAGCCGCCGAACAAUCCCAGUCCCACCAGCAGAAGUCCGCCGACCACGGCUACGAAUGCUCAACAGCGCAGCGCCUCCAGGGGUUCCCAGCACAGCCCGAACAGUUCAGGCUCGGGCAGACGGUCCAGCAGCUCCAGGCAGGUGUCAUCGACGACUGUGACGACGUCCUCCGAGGGCGCGGUUGCCCAGGCUGCAGGCGCUGAACCGGUCUCGGCGCCCACCUUGAAGUGUACGUUAUGCCAGGAGCGCUUGGAGGACACGCAUUUCGUUCAGUGCCCCAGUGUGCCGCACCACAAGUUUUGCUUCCCUUGCAGUCGGGACAGCAUAAAGAGACAGGGAGCCGGCUCGGAGGUAUAUUGUCCGAGCGGCGAGAAGUGCCCGUUGGCCAACAGUCAGGUGCCGUGGGCCUUCAUGCAGGGUGAGAUCGCCACCAUACUCGGUGAGGACACCCCGGGCUCCGCGCUCAAGGUCAAGAAGGAGAGGGAAACUUAAGGGAGCCUUACGAUGUCGAUUCAGGGCUCAAAUUUUCUGACCUCCGUUUAAAGAGGGGGGCUGUUAACUGGUGGAAACCGUGAAGGUUUUACCGAACGCUUUUGGUAAUGGCGAUAAGAGAGAGGGAGAGAGAGAGAGAGAGAGGAGAGAAAGAGGGAGAAAAAAAGGAGGAUAUAUACCGUUGGCCACGCGUGAGGCCGACGGUAACGACUCGAGCCAAAGACGUUGUCUGGUGCGGAUUCUCACGAAGUUGUUGUCGACACGGGGGACGGGGGAAUUUUUAAGUGGGGUGGAACGGAGGAAAGUGGACGAUUUUGUUUCGCGCGGAACGGACGCGCGAGGAGAGGAGCGGCUGGCUUACGUGUUUCGAUGACGGUCGAAUUCAAACGGGUGCUGUUUGGUUUGUCGUUUUGCGACCGGUCCUGAGAAGAAGUCUUUGGCAAAUUGCACGCUGGCAGUCGGUUCUGCACACAAUGUACAUACGGAUCUCUUGUAGAGCGGUUGACGCGCGACAGGAAGGAAGAAGGUUUAAAUAUCUUUCGCCACUUCUGGAGGGGGGGAGGCGCGCGUUGAAACCGCGACGACGGUGAUGACGAUUUGUGCCCGGUUUGGGUUUGUACUUAGGCUCGAUACGCCUUUCUUCAUUGUCUCUUGUAUCGCGGGCGUAAUCGCUCGCGUUCUCUCACACGUAUACACUUACACACACUGUACAUUGAUACGGAACACGUGCGUUUACACACACACACACACACACACACACACACACACACACACACACACACACGGAGAAGCAGACUCGUUUGGGACGCGGUACCGCACGCGGCCGCGGUUGUAUUUUAUUUUUUGCGCGUGUUCGAUCGCGAGGUCUCGCGAUCGCGAAUUUCGAACGACUUACGCGAGAGGCAGGCAUCGUCCCGGCGAUCGCCGCCGACCUUUUUUCUAUUCUUUCGUUUGUAUACUCUUUCUACCUACUUAUACACCUACCUAUCCUUGCUCGUUGUAUUAUAUAUAAACGUACGACGGACAUUUUCGAACCCAGUAAGCAUGGGUUUUCUGUACAUUGUGUAUAUGUGUGUACAUACCACAUAUUAUUAAUGAAACAUAUAACUUGAAACGUAUGAAGAAUUUUUAACAAUUUUUAAGUGUACAAAAGUAUAUAUAUGAUAUACAUAUUCGUUUUUGCGUUCUAUCUAUUAAAUUAUUUUUUUUUUUUCUUUUCUCUCUCUAUCUCUCUAUGUUUAUUCUCGCGGACAAAGUUGUACGCGGCCAUCUCUCCGAGGGACUCUUUUCGGUGCACAAAGACACGCGAAGUCCCUUCCCUCUUUUCGUUUCUCGCACGCGAAGGCAUCGCGUUGCUGCUCUUUAAUCAUCCGCGCUCGUCCGGUCUUCGGGGAGAACAAAAACAGAAGAAGAAUAAGAAAACGAAAGGCUCUCACACUCGCGUGAGACACGUACAUAUAUACACGCAUACGUGUACACAUAUACUCGUAUACAUGCAUACAUACAUACAUACAUUCACACACGGUGAGCGACGUCGCCAUCUCGGAGCCACUCACGAAAACGGAUUAUACGAGUAAAGUAAUAAUGACUGUUGCAACGUCCACUUUUCGCCUUUAGUUUAUCGCUAGACCUUAAGUCGAGGGCCUUUUGGUUUUUCAUUUUCACCGAUGAAAAAGGUACGCCCGUCAAAAUAGGAACCACAUACUCGCUAUGUCUAAAAGAUAAAGUGGAGGGGAAAAAAAAAAAACAAGGCAGACAUUCUCUCGCCGGGCGCCCGGGAGGAGGAGGCGCGAUCGUUCUCUCUCAUCACGCCGGCGGUCCUCGUCGCGGAUUCUCCCCCGCGCGCAAGAGGGACUCUCGGGUGCAGGCGACUCCUUUUGUAUAUAUUUGUACAAAACAGAUCGGCACGCACAGUAUGGCGGCGUAGAGGAAACGAAGAGAGCGGGGGGAACGACGCGCUCGGUCGUAGAGGAAAGAAACCCGUCGAAGCGCGGCGUUCCCGCGAUCUAACGACGACGACACGUACGCGAUAACGCGAAGAAGUAGUUGCGCGACGGAGACGCCGAUGGGAGACGCGAUCGAUAGCAAUACUUUAUUACGGCUGUACGUGAUAUUUUCCGUCGAGCCCCGGUGUCGAAGGUGGCGGCAGCGAGCGUGCCUUCGACUCGGCCGUGGUUCGAGGACCUUAGGAGCUCUCGCAUCCUUCUCACGCGACGCUUGUUGUCGCGCUCCUUUUAACGUGCUAAACCUGUAAAAAGGACAACUUUGUACCGGAUUACGAAAGAGAGAGACUUGGUCGUCGGACACCGCGUCAUCCUCGCGCCGACCGCCACGCUUUCGAUGUGACAUUCGUUGUAUAUUUUUAUUCUCGCAUUUUCUCUCGCGCUAGUCGUUCCGGCGGAGGAUACCGCAUCGUGCGAUAUUAUCGUUUCGGGCAGUCGUCCUUCUUUCCGGAGAAAAAACACGUUACUCGGUCACUUUGUUGUCGCACGUACCUCGCGCCACAGGAUAAAAAAGAAUCGCGUGAACCGGUCUUCAUCGUACGGCUAGCUCGUGCUCUUUCCCUUUGUUGUUAUUAUUUCUUGUUGUUGUUGCAGUCGGUCGGCCGGCCGGAUGAGCGAAAUUGGUGUGUUCACCACGAACUUGUCGAAUAGAUCGUUGCGAUGAGAUACACACACACACACACACAUCGGGAUCAUCAUAAUACUUUAUUACCGUAAUACACGUAAUGACGGGGCGGUACUCUCGCUCGCUCGUUUUCGCAUUUAUCCAAUUUCGUUGACGACGACCAAGCCGGAGGACGCUUUCCGGGUUUUCAUUUCCGAUGAGGCGCGCGUGGCGAUAGUUUUCUCCGAUCUCGGGGCAAAAAGAACGAGGAAAAUACGAGGUACUUUCUUCACACGAUUUCAUUGCAAUUCCGUUCAGUUUGUCUCUUCUCUCCCCCACCCCCCCCCUUUUUUUUAUUUUCCUUCCCCUUUUCUUUUUCUCCGUUCAUUCGUUCGUUCGUUUUUUUUUUUAUUUUAUUUUACGAUUCCCUUAUAGCUACACAGAGAGAUACACGAAAUCGACGAAGAUAUGAAACAAUACGACGCAUAGCAAUUGUAGUAGUGGAUAAUGAAAUUUUCUAGUAUACCAUACCUCGAGAGGAACGCGUAACAUUGUACUGUUUAUCGUAUGUAUGCAUACAAGCAAAAAACAAAAUAUAUGUGUUGAUGUGACAGAA
Messenger RNA from Dinoponera quadriceps, 5285 nucleotides. RefSeq names its product interferon regulatory factor 2-binding protein-like (gene Pits). Gene Ontology annotation, biological process: regulation of transcription by RNA polymerase II. Gene Ontology annotation, cellular component: nucleus. Gene Ontology annotation, molecular function: transcription corepressor activity. The transcript is spliced from 5 exons. The record is from RefSeq and is a predicted model, not a curated record. Lineage: Eukaryota; Metazoa; Arthropoda; Insecta; Hymenoptera; Formicidae. Bases 605 to 2062 code for a protein of 485 amino acids.